Molecule: messenger RNA, 2267 nt
Organism: Daldinia decipiens
Lineage: Eukaryota; Fungi; Ascomycota; Sordariomycetes; Xylariales; Hypoxylaceae
Product: MFS general substrate transporter
Exons: 7
Coding region: 240-1937 (565 amino acids)
Biological process (GO): transmembrane transport
Molecular function (GO): transmembrane transporter activity
Source: RefSeq, a predicted model, not a curated record
AUAUACAAUUUAUCAUAUACAAUAUACAUACAUCCAUACUUACAUCCAUUAGGUACUUGCAUACAUAUUUACAUAGGUACCUACCUACUUACACACCUCUACCUUAUAGAUAAUAAGCCUCUUCUACUCCUAGGUACCCCCUCAGGACAUAAAAAUAAAAAUAAAGAUAUUUUGUAGGUUGAGUACAGCUUCCCAUAUCCAGUCUCGCUCUCAUACGAAACCACCACGACUUGUCCAUCAUGUCGUCGUCGCCCGAAUCGUCUUCGGACGAGUCGUCCGCCACCAUAACGGAAGAACAACCUCCUCGGCAUGAUGUGGAAGCACAGACACCAAACGAGAAGCUAUCAUACUGGCAUCGCCAGUUCGAUCUGCCCGGCGUUACUCCCGCGGUGAUGGAGUGGAAAUACAGGGGAAGCGGGACGACGGACGACCCUUUCAUAGUCGACUUCCUCCCCGACGACCCCAAGAAUCCGGUGAAAUUUUCUACGGCGAAGAAAUGGGGUAUCACGGCUUUACAGGCCAUCGCCGUGCUUGCAGUCACGUUUGUCUCGACGGCUUAUUCGGGGGGUAUCGGUGAGGUUGUUCGCGAAUUUAGGGUCGACGAGGAAAUCGCUAUUCUGGGUAUCUCGCUUUUUGUCCUCGGAUUUGCUGUAGGGCCGCUGUUAUGGGCUCCGUUGUCUGAGAUGUACGGUAGACAAUUGCUAUUCUUCAUUACGUAUGGAUGCUUAACCGCGUUCAACGCCGGCGCGGCGGGAGCCCCAAAUAUUCAGGCCCUUAUUAUUCUCCGCUUCUUCGCUGGUACCAUCGGAAGUUCGCCCCUGACUAACUCUGGCGGAGUCAUCGCCGACAUGUUCACCGCUAAGGACAGAGGUUUGGCUACUGCUAUAUUUGCUACCGCUCCUUUCCUCGGUCCAUCCAUUGGCCCAAUCGCUGGUGGUUUCCUCGGCACAGCAGGAGGAUGGCGAUGGGUUGAAGGUCUAAUGGCAUGCUUCACCGGCCUCCUGUGGUUUAUCUGCACCUUCCUCGUCCCUGAGACAUACGCGCCCAUCCUCCUCCGCAGACGAGCAGAGAAGUUAUCAGAGAUGACUGGAAAGGUUUACGUGUCCAAGCUCGAUGCCGGCAAGCCCAAGAAGACCGUUGGUCAGGAGUUCAAGAUUGCCCUGUCUCGUCCCUGGAUCCUACUCUUCCGCGAACCAAUCGUUCUUCUUACUUCGCUUUAUAUGGCUAUCGUGUACGGAACUCUAUACAUGAUGUUCGCCGCCUUCCCAAUCGUCUACCAGCAGAAUCGUGGGUGGUCCGCAGGUGUCGGCGGUUUAGCUUUCCUGGGUAUCGCUGUCGGUAUGCUAGUCGCGGUCUCGUACAGCAUCUGGGACAAUACACGAUACGCGAAGACCAUGGCAGCUCAUGGAGGGAAUGCCCCGGCCGAAGCGAGGUUGCCGCCCGCUCUACUCGGCUCUAUCCUGUUACCCGUCGGGUUAUUCUGGUUCGCGUGGACUUGCGGUCCUAACGUCCACUGGAUCGUAUCCAUCAUCGCAUCUGGUUUCUUUGCUACCGGGCUAGUCCUUGUCUUCCUCAGCUUGAUGAACUAUAUGAUCGACUCAUAUGUCAUCUACGCCGCCUCUGUCCUAGCCGCGAACUCCGUCCUCCGAUCCAUCUUCGGCGCCGCGUUCCCGCUAUUCACGACGGCCAUGUACAACAACCUGGGGAUCCACUGGGCGAGCUCCAUCCCCGCGUUCCUCGCCCUCGCGUGUCUACCCUUCCCGUUCCUCUUCUACAAGUAUGGCAAGAGUAUUCGCAUGAAGUGCAAGUUCGCCGCCGAGGCCGCCAAGGUCCUCGAGAAGAUGCGCACGAGAAACGACCACAGCGUCCCACCGGGUCCGCCAGGUUCGCCGGUGAAGCCCGAGAAGUUGGAGAAGUCGGCUGAGGAGUCGAAUUGAGAGAAAAGAGGUGAUUUGAGUUAAUGCAUUUCAUACACAUCUAAGCAAUAGUAUCAUGGGGCGAACGAGAUGGGUUAGACUGCUAAUGCAUAUCAUAUGAUUUUGGAAAAAAAAAAAAAAAAAAAAAAAAAGUAAAGUCAUUUUAGGCAUGCUAUACACAUGGCAGUAGUUUAUCGUCUAUCGUCGCGCAGCGUUUGGAUAGAAUAGGGCGUUCUCGAGGAAUAAGGAUAAUUUAACUAGGCCACGACGACAUGUCGAAUAGAGCCCUGGUAGCUAAGAGAUUUGGCCAUAUAGUUAAUUACAAACCUCUACUUUGACCAGUAGUAUGAA